AUGCGAUUUGCAGUCUUCUUCGCGGCUGUGCAUACUGCGUAUAGCUUCGCGGUGGAGUAUCGUUUCGAUACCGAUUGCUGGCUGGCUGGCGUUUACUGGACCUACUUUCAGAACCUUGGCGGUCCGGAUAGCUUCACAUUCUGGAUCACAGAGCGGCGACCAGAUUCGUCACUCGUUGAAGAUUACUCAUUCGAGCUUCUACGACCGGGCGAGUUUAUACGAGUCGAUAGCGAAUUCUUCUACAAUGAAGAGGAUGAGCCUUUCUUGUUGCUCACCACAGUGCUCUCCAGUCGUCCGAUCGACGAGGGAGCGGUACACGACUUCACCUUCCGGCUUCGAGAUGCUGUGUCCGCCGCCCGCUCAACAAGCCGAUCUGGUGCCGAUUCCACCAGGUCGGAUGUCUCGCUGGAUUGA
Molecule: messenger RNA, 414 nt
Organism: Mixia osmundae IAM 14324
Lineage: Eukaryota; Fungi; Basidiomycota; Mixiomycetes; Mixiales; Mixiaceae
Exons: 4
Coding region: 1-414 (137 amino acids)
Source: RefSeq, a predicted model, not a curated record